GUAAAUUACAGGAAGUCAAUAGAUACUUGAAUUAUUUUAAUAUUAUUAUCAUUACUCCACGUGACGUAAAAAAAUUGUUUCAAAUUACCAAAUUCCACCUCAUUAUUCACCGUCAAUAUCUAUGGAGUCGGAUAGUCUACAGGGUCUAACAAACUGUUCUAACUCACCUGUCCAUUGUACAACACCUUCAAUAAAUUUUCACAUUCAACACUUGUUGAAUUCAAAUGAUGACGCUGCCAGUCAAAAUAAUCUUAAAAUCAAGAGAGGUACAGCACAAAAACCAAUGCUGGACUGCAAUUAUACUCCAGGGAAUAAAUCUCAUCCAAUUCAUCAAUGAAUGUGAUCAGUGAUCAUGAUCUUUGUUAUGCAAUGAAUCAUAUGAAAAAGAGAAUUACCACUAGUUACAACGAGACUACUCCUGCUCAUAUUACAAAUCCUACUACUGAUCAUAAUAGUAAUAAUAAUAAUGAUCACUUAAUGGGAACUAUGAGUCAGUUAUUGCACAAUUACAGUCCAGAGAAAAUAUCCCUAUUUCUAAAAUUUAUGCAAAACUUUUACUCCGAAGUGUCUGACAUCCCAUCGGAACAACUACAAUGCUUGCUGAAAACAAAACUGAUGACAACGACACCAACAUCGCCAACAAAAUGUUUAGAUCUUCGACAAGAUCAACAGGACAAAGAGGUGAUUAACACGUCGAGGAGGACGACUACUACGAAUAGUAAUGAACUGUCCAACAAUUAUUUAGUAGAUGAUACGACUGGCGAUCAAAAUCAUGCAGAUUUACCGCCACAACUGAGAACAAGUGAACAGCAGUUGCAGAAUAUGAAAAUAUUAAAAAAUUUAAUGAAAGAUUAUGUAGAGAUGAAGGAUAGUGUAUUGAAGAGCCAACAACAACAACAACAAAAUGAAGUCAAUUCCAGCGGCCUAUUCACCAGUACUCAUGAUAUGAAAUAUGCACAAAAAGCUUUUGAAUUGUUGACUAGUGAAUGUGGAACAAAUAAUUUGCUACCAUUUAUGUUACAUAAUCCAGCCUCUGGUUAUCCUUCAAUACCAAUUUAUAACCGUAACAACUAUCCGUCAAAACAAUGUCGACGUCGUAAAGCAAGAACUGUAUUCAGCGAUCAUCAGUUAACCGGUUUAGAGCAUCGUUUUGAAACACAACACUAUCUGUCUACACCAGAACGUAUUGAAUUGGCCAAUCGGUUGAAUUUAUCUGAAACACAAGUCAAGACAUGGUUUCAAAAUCGUCGUAUGAAACAUAAAAAACUGAAACGUUGUAUUCCUGAUACACAAUUAUUUACACAGAAUAACAACUCUUCAUCGAAAUGUCCAAGUUCAACUGGCGGUGAUGAUGAAGAUGAUGAUGAUGUUGGUGGUGAUGACGGUGUUGAACAGGAUGAAGAUGACAGAUGUUCAAGUGUUGGUGAAAAUCCUAAUGUAACAGCAGCCGCGACAAAAGCAACGACAACUGCUCCCCUGUCUUCUCCCACUAUAAAUGAUAACACUGACACUGCAUCAAAUCACAGAAAUCAAGAGAACAUCGACAAUGAUAAUGACAAUAAUAUUAAUAUUGAUGCUGAGGCGGGACAAUACCCUCAGGUGAACACCAACAACAACAACACAGCGGCCACCGCCGCCAGCAUACAUUCAACUGGAUCUACAAAAUUAGACGACCCCUCGAAAAAGUAUCAUUCAGCAUUCUUGUCUACCGUUUCAUUGAUAUCUUCACCAUCUCUGACAACCAUCACCUCCACCUUACCGUUUUCAUCAUCAUUUCCGUACAACUGUUAUACAUCAUCAGCAUCUAAUAAUAAUACAGCUCCUAGAAGUUGGACAAAUUUUUCAUCACAACUUAGAAUGGAUGAUUUGAUCAAAAACUUUUUAACUUAUGAUAUGAUCGAUAAGGGUUAUUUAAGAUCCACUCUGGACUAUAUUAACAAUAAUAUUAGUGAUGUUAAUAAUGCUAUUCCGCUUCAAAACGAUCAGCAUUACACAGCACAUAAUCUCAGUAUUAACAAUAAUACACUGUUAAAUGACGAAUACUCACUGAAAAAGUAG
Messenger RNA from Trichobilharzia szidati, 2058 nucleotides. The record is from the annotation of a GenBank genome assembly. NCBI's taxonomy places the organism in Eukaryota, Metazoa, Platyhelminthes, Trematoda, Strigeidida, Schistosomatidae.